GACCAUGUUGAUUUAAAGGAAGAAGAAACACAAUAGAGACGAUUUAUAUCAAGAAAAAAAUCAGUUACUGAAGCGAAUUGUGAAAGAAGUAGUAGAUCGACCGCACACUGAAUAUUCCUUGUAAAAUAACAAAGAAACUAAGGUGACACAUUCGAGUUGUUGGCUUUGAUUUGAGGAGGCAGCUGGUUGAUCACGGCCAACGCUCAGACACUUACAGACCGAGCUGAAGACCUGAGGCGUCGAGGGAGAGAAGGUCAAACACCCGGAGGAGAAAGGAAACACACACUGAAGACUCAACAAGGGUGGAAAGCUUUUUGGCUUUGGACUCGAUAACCCCUUGUGUGAUCUGUGAUUUCAGGAUCCUUUUGUUUUUUCAUGCGUGGAGCGACCUCUAGCCACACCGUGGAAAUAUACAGAGAGCAUUACAGACUAUAUGAUUUUGGGGAAAAACUUGUACAAAGUUGGACUUCCUUUUUUCGAGAACAGGGAUAUUGAGCGAUUCUUAUGGACUCAAAGUGGAAACAAGAAAUAUUGUUCAAUUUAGCAACAGAAGUUUAAGUAUUGAACUCAGAUUAUAUUGAAGAAGCUAUUCCCCAAGUUCAGAUUGCCUUAGUUGUUCUAUUUCAGGACUUGAACCGCUUUGAUACUUGUUCACAUAUAAUUUUUCUAUAUUGUGGGCAAGUAUAUUCAUGCAUAUGAAUGCAAAUUUCUCUUCAUUUUGAAGAGCUCUUGUGUAAAAACGUGUUUUUUUUUGUUGUUGUUCUUGUACGUCAGUCACUCUGUUGUUGAAGGGGACCGAACUGCACGUACAUGUGUAUAUGUAAAUACUACGAAUCCACUUCAGUUGUAAAAGCUUUGGACUUAAAAAUAAUAGAGAAUAUUGUUUGUUAAUGCUUUAUUAAACUUUUUUUACUUUUGAAGAGAAUUUUUAAAAAUAAAAACCUAAGAGGCAAAAAUCUAAUACUUGGAAGGAGAAGAAGAAAAAUAAAAAAAAAACACAAGUAAGGAAAACAGGAAACAUGGCAACCGCCAGAACAGAAAACGUCGGCCCGGUCGUCAUGGGACUGAAUAAGCAGAACGGGCAGCUCAGAGGACAGACCAAACCAGCUUCAGUCCCGCCAGCACCCACAACUCAAGGAAAGACUUUGGGUGCUCCCCAGAAAGCAGGCGGCGCCCCUCAGGACGGAGGAGGCAUCAAGUUUGGAGACGACUGGAAAAAGAGCCUAAAGCUCCCUCCCAAAGACAACAGGGUCAAAACCUCAGAUGUGACAGCCACUAAGGGGAAUGAAUUCGAAGAUUACUGUCUCAAAAGAGAACUCCUGAUGGGCAUCUUUGAGAUGGGUUGGGAGAAACCUUCCCCUAUCCAGGAGGAGAGCAUUCCCAUCGCCCUGUCUGGACGGGAUAUUCUGGCUCGGGCCAAGAAUGGAACAGGAAAAAGUGGAGCUUAUCUCAUCCCACUGCUGGAGAGGAUAGACCUGAAAAAGGACCACAUACAGGCCAUCGUCAUGGUUCCCACUCGUGAGCUGGCGCUGCAGGUGAGCCAGAUCUGCAUCCAGAUCAGCAAACACCUGGGAGGAGUCAAAGUCAUGGCGACCACCGGCGGCACCAACCUGCGGGACGACAUCAUGCGCCUGGACGAGACCGUGCAUGUGGUCAUCGCGACGCCUGGUAGGAUCCUGGACUUAAUAAAGAAGGGAGUGGCAAAGGUGGAUAGAGUCCAGAUGAUGGUGAUGGACGAGGCGGAUAAGCUGCUGUCUCAGGACUUUGUGGUGCUCAUCGAGGAUAUCAUCAGCUUCCUGGCCAAGAACAGGCAGAUCCUGCUCUACUCUGCAACCUUCCCCAUCAGCGUGCAGAAGUUCAUGGCGAAGCACCUUCAGAAACCCUAUGAGAUCAACCUGAUGGAGGAGCUGACUCUGAAGGGCAUUACUCAGUUCUACGCCUACGUCACCGAGAGGCAGAAAGUCCACUGCCUCAACACGCUGUUCUCCAGGCUUCAGAUCAACCAGUCCAUCAUCUUCUGCAACUCCACUCAGAGGGUGGAGCUGCUGGCCAAGAAGAUCACUCAGCUGGGCUACUCCUGCUUCUACAUCCACGCUAAAAUGAUGCAGGAAUACAGAAACCGUGUGUUCCACGACUUCAGAAAUGGACUUUGCAGAAACCUUGUCUGCACCGAUCUGUUCACCAGAGGAAUCGACAUCCAGGCUGUCAACGUGGUCAUCAACUUCGACUUCCCGAAGAACGCUGAGACUUACCUCCAUCGUAUCGGAAGAUCAGGGAGGUUCGGUCACCUGGGCCUGGCCAUCAACCUGAUCACCUCGGAGGAUCGCUUCAACCUGAAGGCCAUCGAGGACCAGCUGGUGACCGACAUCAAGCCCAUCCCCAGCAGCAUCGACAAGAGCCUCUACGUGGCCGAGUACCACUCGACCGGCGCCGACUGUGACGUGGAGGAGGUGGAGGAGAAGCCGGGACGCCAGCAGGACAGCACCUAGAGCAGACUCCGUAGUGUGCGAGCGAGUGGACGAUCCGAACACGGCUGAAGUCAGUAACUGGAUAAUGAACCUCAGAGCCGCCUCCCUAACCGCCGUCUCGUCUUUCCUCCAGAACUCAAAGACUCACCGGGCUUUUGCACAGACAUCAGCGCUUGCACACAGGCUUCAGGCAACUCUUCAUUUCAACCCUUUGUUUUCAGAGCCUGUCGAAUGGAUGUAAAAGAUGUUGUUUUGUUUAUUUUUUUUUAAAAUUUCAUUUCCUUUUACUUUUCCCUCAAAACAGAGCUGCCUCAUUAUUUUUACCAAUCGGGAAACGUUUUCGCACCAAAUGUCGGACCGGACUAACGAAGCGAGUGUCAGAGCCGUUCCGAACCCGUCGUCCUCGGAGACGCUUUUCAUCGCCCCGGCACCGCAGUCGGGUCGGUUUUUUAACGUCGCUGUGGUGCACCUCCACCAGCCGCCGCUGGCCUGUCCACUCACACUGCUGUUGUCACUUAAGUGCCUUACUUCCUCCCACGUGCACUCAUCCAUUCAUAGCCCGCAGCGAGUACGAGCACAAAACGACAACCCGAGUCUACUCCGACAUCCGUUAUGCAAAAAGGGAAAGAGAGACCACACACACACACACACACACACACACACCACAGCGCAAACUUCUCCCGAAACCAUCGUGAAUGUGAACGUUUAUUUUUUUUAAAAUGUGAACGUUGCAAUAAAAAAAGGGCAGCUUUAUUUAAAUACUGCGUGACUGUUUUUUUUCCCCCCUUUUCGUUCUGAAUAACACACGAGACGACACAAGCCCCCUCUCCCCCCGAUUAGUUACGGCUCUUUUUACGUUAAAACAAAAACAUGAAUUCCUCUUUGGGCUGGUGAACGCUGUAAAUCUACGAGCCGCUGCAGCCGGCGCAUGAAAACUCAAGUUUCCUCUCGAUGCAUUGGCGACUUGGUUCGGGACGGCGGAGAUGAAAAGCGAGUCGGUCCGUCGUUUGGUGCGAAACAGCUCUUUUCCUGUCGUUUUUCUUUCCCCCCACAUGCUCAGAUUUUUGUGGAACAACUUUAAGCCCUGACAAAUUGAAGUGGGUGAAUGUAUUAGUUGCCAAACUCGGACGGCUGCUGCUGCUGCUGCUGCUGCAUCCGAGGCUGACUUCCAGGCUUCGCUCGUGUGACGCUGAAUACUGGAUGUGAAACGGCUUCACGGACCACGAAGCCUGCUGACGAAAGGACCACGUUUCAAUCUUUGUGCAGCAGCAGCAGCAGCAGCAGCAGUAGGAUGUUUUUCUUUCCCGGCACAGCUAAUGUUUUAUAAUUCUAUAAAAACAAACCAAUGUGAGGAUCAUCCUUUGUGAGGGGUCGACUCUGUUUUUUGAAAGCAAAAUUGUAGCAUCUUUAAACAGGCAGCUGAGAUUUUUAUUUUUAUUUUUUUUGUCCUCCCCUACAGAGCGUCACUAACGAUUUAAAAAAAACAAACAAAAAGACAUAAAAAAGAAAGUAUUUUUGCUUUUUAAGAUUUUUUUUGUCGCUUAAAGCAGUUUGGAUUCGGGGGGGCACUGAGAGGCUUUAGCACUGGGUAACUUCUGGAGGUUUGUUUUUAUUUUGGUUGAGUUUUGAGGAAGUUUUUUUUAUUUUUUUUUUAUCUUAAUCUUCUCUCUGGCACCUAAAGCACCAAUAAAUGAGUUAAAGUUCCUCUGAAGAGCGCAGCGAACGGCUCGUUUUAGGUGCCAGAGAGCGGAGUGGAGUCGAAGCGGAGAGUUUGUGGAAAGCGUUGAAGCACUGUGAUCUCCUCGAAGCCGUUUCCGUGUUUUGUGUGACGGAUGAUCAAAGUGCUGUGAUUUGUCUUCAGCAGCUCGAUCCGUGUUUUUCUUUUUAUUUCCACUAGGGCAAUCUUUAUACGAGGUGUUUACGAAUCCCGUUUGAGGAAACACAGUUGUAAAUGAUUCACACCAGUCGUUUACAAUUACAACGAGAGAAAAAAGAAAAAAGACAAAAAAAGAAAACGCUUUGCUUCAUGGACGGAGGAGUUUUUGUUUCAACCCCCUAUUUUUUUAUUUUUUUUUUCCCUUGAAAUAGAUUUUUCAGGAUUUACAUUUGAAGCAAAACCAAAAAAGUGGAAUGUGGAGUGAGUGAGUGGAUGUUGGGGUGUUUGUGUGAGUGAGUGAAGCAGGCGUGUGAUGAAAUGUGAGUUUAGUUGUUUACGUGAAGCUUCAACUGGGAAAAUCAGUCGAACCGACGUCGUGAGGCUGAACGCGUGAACGAGUCGAUCCUUCGUUUGUGUUUGUUUUUCGUUCGUGUCGUCUUUAAGUGUCAGUGCACAUGUUGUCAGGGAUGCGAUUGUUUUCUUCUUUUUCCAUCUUCUUCCUCCCAGAGUUCACGUCUGUGGACGAACAUUUCAUUCUGAAUGAGAAACUUUCCAUUUUUCUCUCCUUUGUCGUCCCAUCUUUGUUUUUGUGUUGCUGAUCGCGUCCCUGACUGUCGCUACGUCGUCUCCUUUGGGACCCGAAAAGCAGAAAUUAUGAACAUCAGUCGCUGAAUUUUUCAAGUUUUAGUGAAAAAGAAGGUGGAUUUUUUUUCCCCACAUGUUCAAAGAAAUAUCGAUCAGACUUUUAUUUGCCAAAAAAUGUUUCCUCAAAAAGAUAUUUUCAGAGAUCCGACCGGAUGUUCAAUCCUGAUCAAUCCAAUCAGCUUCAGUGUCACAUUUUGAGAACUUUAACUGAUUUCAGAGCCACAAAAAUACUUUUCUAGUUGGAAAAAAAGUACAAUUUGGACGUCAUAGAUCCAACCUUAUAUUUUAUUUGUUGCAUUUACAUCUUACACACCAUAGUUAAUUCUUAAAUACAUUAAAUUUGCUUCAGUGGGGCAUUUUUAGAUCUAUCCAUCUGAUUUCAGAGCCUCAAAAAUGCAUUUUUUAGUUGGUUAAAGUCAUCAUUCAAUAAACCAUAUGCUAUGUUUCUAAUUUUGAAACUUUACACACAAAAGUUAAUUCCUAAAUAUAAUAAAUUAGCUUCAGCGAGGCGUUUUUAGAUCUUAUCUAACUGAUUUAGGAGCCUCAAAAAUGCAUUUUUUGUUGUUAUUUUGACACUUUACACACCAAAAUUAAUCCCUGCAUUAAUUAAAUGAGCUUCAGAGGGUUGUUUUGACAUCUACAGCUGAUUUUACAGCCACAAAUAUGCAUUUUUAGUUGGUUAAACUCAGAAUUUACCCGUCGUAGCUUGAACCAUACGUGUUUCCUUUUUACACACCAAACUGUUUGGCUAAAUGAGUUUCAGAGGGUCGCAUGGCCACCUUGAGCGGAUUUCAGAGCCACAAAAAUGCAUUUUUAGUUGGAAAAACAGUAAAAUUUUCCUGUCAUAGAUCCAACCUUAUAUUUUAUUUGUUACAUUUACAUCUUACACACCGUAGUUAAUUCUUGAAUACAUUAAAUUCGCUUCAGUGGGGCAUUUUUAGAUCUAACUGAUUUCAGAGCCUCAAAAAUGCAUUUGUAGUUGGAUAAACUCAGAAUUUUCAUGUCAUAGAUCCAACCGUGUGUGUUACUUUGACAUUUUACACAUCACAGUUAAUUCCUACAUUAACUAAAUUAGCUUCAGUGGGUUGUGUAGAGUUCUAUGACUGAUUUUAGAGCCACAAAAAUGCAUUUUUAGUCGGCGAAACCCGUCAGUCGUCACAGAGGAGGUGAUGUUGAACGUCUGUAUGAUUGUCUUGAAUGUUAUUUUUGUCAUCUGUUGUUUGUGCGUCUUUUGUCUGCGCUCUGACCCGGAGCGCUGAUGGGGGUGGGCGGGAUAUUUGUUUAAAAAAAAAAAUUCAAAAAGAAAACGAGAAGACGGGUGAGGAUUCGGGUACAGAAACGGGAUUGCUGCCUGAGAUUCUACAAAUUCCUAAAUAGGUGGAAAUCAGAACCCCCCCACACCAGGUUAACACCUAAACUAGUAUUAAUUCAAUUGGAUCCGUCAGUUUUGCCGCUCUAACGUGGACUCACCCGCGCUGCUGGAGGCUUCUGCCAAGUUUAACGAGAACGCAGUCAGCCGAGGGUAAAGCUACGGCAGUGUUUCCCUGAUUAAAUUGGAUUUUUAAUUGGCUCCAAAAGAAUUUCUGUUUGAAAGUAGCUAAAGAUAAAAAGUCGUGUUUUCUCGACAACAUGGAUAGAAGUGGUUCCAUUCUGAAACAAUGUCGGUUAAUUGGUCCCUUUUCAAAAGAGCUUUCUGGUGAAUUUGACUUGUUUUUUCCUCCCAAAACAUUUUUAAGUGUCCGACUUCACCUUGGACUUGAAUUAAUCCAAAUCGUGAGUCUGAUCAUCUUCCUCCCACCGUCUCAAGAAUUUUCCUUUUGAUGCCAUUAGACUCAAAACCGAUGAUUCUGAUUGGGUAUUACGGCUGCAAAACAUGUCAUUCUUGAAUUGUUUUAAUGCUUUUUGUUUAUUUGGUUUCUCUACAAAAUGCAUUAAAGAGGCACACGGUGUUCCAGCAGCUCGUGUUCAUCACUCUGUCCUCUACUGUUGUAAUGUGGAAACACAUGCAGGGCUACGAAAUUCAAUAAAUUGACCUGAACUUUA
This is a messenger RNA of Stegastes partitus (bicolor damselfish), 7032 nucleotides long. RefSeq names its product probable ATP-dependent RNA helicase ddx6. The transcript has 13 exons. Bases 1020 to 2489 code for a protein of 489 amino acids. Gene Ontology annotation, molecular function: RNA helicase activity; ATP binding; nucleic acid binding. The record is from RefSeq and is a predicted model, not a curated record. Lineage: Eukaryota; Metazoa; Chordata; Actinopteri; Pomacentridae.